AUGACGCAUCAACACGGACACGUGCACGUUCGCCGUCAGCGCAACCAAGAAGAGGACGAUGAUCCAGUUGAGAUAAAGACUGUCCUCGUCACGAUGUCCAACACCUACACUGGCAGAGUCGACUGGAUCACAGUGCAGGCCGAUCCCACGAAGACACUUGUCCCGCCCGCCGUAGCAACAAGACCUCUGUCAAGCGCAACAGACGACGACGAUGAUGAUGACCACACGACAUCCGCUAGAGCCACAGCGACUUCCACAUCGAGGAGGCCUGCGUCUACAACACCAACACACACCACCGGGUCGGAAGUCGAGGAAACGUCGACCGCAAAAGCAACGAAGGACCAAUCUACUCUGCUGGUUGCGACCAAGUCCCCCACUGCCUCUCAUUCGGGCUCGCUGGUUGGUGCCCUGGUGUCUGCCACUGCUUCUGCCACUGCUUCUAUCUCCGCCACCCCUACCUCCGCUGCCUCGGAGAGCGACGGCAUGUCUGGCGGUGCUAAGGCCGGUCUUGCUCUUGGUAUCUUGGUCGGUGUAGCUGCCUUACUUGCGGGCAUUUUGUUUAUCUAUCGCCGCAAGAAGAACGCCAUGGCCGGAGAGAAGGACAACGAGAAGAUUGGCAUGCACGAUGCGCCUGCACCGCUACCUCCCCAGGUCCCAACGGGCGCAGCCGCCGCUGCCCCCAGCAUCCGCACCAUGUCUACCGCGCCCCGCCUCAGCCUUCGACCGGUAACCCAAUUCGACCCCACGUUCAACGAGCAACGCAAGAGUGGAGGGAAUCUGCUUACCAUCGCUGCGGCUGCGGCUGCCGCUCCUGCUGCUGCCGCCGCCGCCGCUUCUCAUGACCGUGCUGCACCUUCUGAUGACCGCUCAGUCAGUGCUUGGGAACGUCGUGGAGCUGCCAGCGCUGAUCCGGCUGUCAACCCAUUCAAUGACCCUCAAACACCUGCCCGCAGUCAAGCCCCAGCAAAUCCCUUCGGUAACAGCGCUGCCGUUGAUUCCGCGCAUGCAAGCAUUCCCGACUCUCCUCCUCAGCAUUCGGCUGCCCCAAGCACUGACCUUGAUGCUCGCGUUGCGUCAGCCCCCGCUCCUACCACUGGAGUCGAUGCAGUGGCAGUCGCUACCGCAAUGUCGAAUGUCCCCAUGCCAGAGCAUGACUUCCCUGCACCCCCUAGCAUGAACAACGCCGAUGGUGUUCCAGCAAGCCCAGCUUGGACAGAAGAUGUCCCUUCGUCACCCGCUAUGGGUACGCCGAUGAUUGCUGGCGCCGCAGGUGCUGCUGGUGGCCGUCCUAACGGUCCUCCUCCUGGUCCUAACAAUGUUCACCGUGUACAGCUUGACUUCAAGCCUUCCAUGGCUGAUGAGCUUGAGCUCAAGGCCGGGUCACUGGCUCGCAUGCUCCACGAGUAUGAUGAUGGAUGGGCUCUGUGUAUCAGCAUGGACCGUACCCAACAAGGUGUUGUACCCAGAACCUGCCUGUCUAAGCACCCGGUCAAGCCCCGUACUGGACCACCUCGCCAAGGACCACCUCCAGCACACAUGCGCGGCCCCCCGAUCCGUUCGCCAAUGGGUCCGGGUGGAAUUCCGCAACCUCGCCCGAUGUCUCCUGCUGACGGCCGCAGCUCGCCUCACCCACCUACCCUGUCACCCGCUAAUGGUCCUAUGUCCCCUGGCCCUCGCUCCAUGAGCCCUGGUCCUCGCCAGAUGCCCCCUCCUCAUAUGCAGGGCCCUCCCCGUAACCGCGCGCAUAGCAACGCUCCCUAUCCUGGCUCCCCUCAGGGACGCGGUCGUUCAAACAGCAACGCCCCGUACGCCGGCCCUCCUCGCUCAAUGUCUCCAGGUCCCUACGGCGGUGGACCCAUGGCCCCUCCGCCUCAGAUGGGUCGCCCAAGGUCAAAUUCCGCUGGCCAGGUCAACGGCGCUCGUCGUGGACCCGCCCCUGGUCCGAGCCCCAUGAAUCCCAAUGCCGGCCCUGGCCCAGCACCGAUGGCCAGUGCUGUCCCUAGCAGGAAGCCGGUUCCUGGUAUGGCCUUGUAG
Didymella exigua CBS 183.55 is the source of this 2034-nucleotide messenger RNA. RefSeq lists its product as uncharacterized. The record is from RefSeq and is a predicted model, not a curated record. The coding region runs from base 1 to 2034 and encodes 677 amino acids. NCBI's taxonomy places the organism in Eukaryota, Fungi, Ascomycota, Dothideomycetes, Pleosporales, Didymellaceae. Gene Ontology annotation, molecular function: protein binding. The transcript has 2 exons.